AUGGCCAGGCGGUGGUUCUUUGGGUGGCAGGCGGUGGUAGCAUUCUUUCUGUACAUGAUAUUUCUCACAACUCAAGUUACCUCGCAGCCACAAACCAACCUUUUACUUAGAUCAUGCAGCUUACAGAACACAAGGAGUUCCUUCAGGAGUCUUAACGAGACCUUUAGGGAGGUCCGAAGACUUUUAUCCAACAACAACACGUACUUUGCCACCUCUGAGAAGACCCGAAGCUCUGAACCUGUCUACAUGAUGGCACAAUGUAGGCUUUAUAUGUCAACAGUUGACUGCCUCGCUUGUUAUGACGUGGCUACUUCAAAUACACGCGCUUGUGGAGCUGCUUCAGGUGCCCGAGCGGUUCUUGAUGGCUGCUUCCUCAGGUAUGAUCCCACUCGUUUCUAUGAAGAUGCAACACAACCAGGAAAUGUUGCCUAUUGUGGAAACCACACUGCAACUAAGCCAACACGUUUCCAAACCACAGUGAAUGGACUAUUAUCGAAUCUUACAAUUGCCACGCAUAAAAUCAAUGAUUUGUUUGUAGCAUCGUCAAGUAAUAUCCAUGGUAGCAAUAGAAGUGUCUAUGCUAUAGCACAAUGUGCACCAACAGUGGCACAAAACGGUUGCAAGGUUUGCUUAAAGGUGGCGUAUUUCAAUAUAAUGAGUUGCUUACCUUUUGUUGAUGGAAGGGCACUUGAUACAGGGUGUUUUAUGAGAUACUCAAACAAACCGUUUUUCAGGAAAAAUGAAACAACUAACAUUGAAUCGUAUUUAGUAGAAGAUUCGAGCAAGAAGAGAGCUAUUAUUGGGGGAGUUGUUGGCAGCCUAGGCUUACUGAGUAUGAUUCUUUUGGCUAUACUUUUGUGGUGUUGUCGAUCCAAAAAGAGAAGCACACCAAGAGGUAAAUCAUUUGGGCGAAGCGAUCAACUACAAGAUCCAUUCAAGUAUAGUUAUAGUGAUUUAAAGAAAGCAACAAAAAACUUCUGCAACGAUUACAAACUUGGAGAAGGAGGAUACGGAGAAGUGUAUAAGGGUAAUAUAAACCUUGGAAAUACAGUAGCUGUGAAAAAGCUACUGGUUAGUAGUGCAAAGGAGGAUUUUGAGAGUGAAGUACGAGUUCUUACUAACGUCCAUCAUCGUAACCUUAUACGCCUUCUUGGGUGCUGUAAUGAGGGACCAGAGUUGCUUCUAGUCCUUGAGUACAUGGAAAACGGAAGCCUUGAAAAGUUCUUAUAUGGUGAAAGAAAGGGGAUUCUUAACUGGAAACAACGACGUGACAUAAUUCUUGGCAUAGCAAAGGGUCUUGCUUAUCUACAUGAACAGUACCAUGUGACGAUUAUCCAUAGGGACAUUAAUCCCCGCAACAUUUUGCUAGAUAACGAUUUUCAGCCGAAAAUUGCAGAUUUUGGGCUUGCAAGGCUUCUACCCGAAGAUCAGACUCAUAUAAGCACUAGGGUUGCCGGAACAUUUGGCUACACAGCACCCGAAUAUGCCAUUCAUGGACAGUUGUCUGAGAAAUCAGAUACCUACAGUUUUGGCAUCGUGGUACUUGAAAUUGUCAGUGGCAAGAGGUGUACUGAUGUGUUGGAUGUAUCCCAUCAAUACCUCCUUGAACAUGCUAGGAACAUGUAUGAGAAUCGAAUUCCCUUAAACCUUAUUGAUGAAGAACUUGACCAGAGCGAGUAUACCGAGCAAGAUGUGCAGAAAAUCAUAGAAAUAGCAUUGUUGUGCACUCGGUCAACCGUUUCGGAGCGUCCAACAAUGUCUGAAGUCUUGAUACUUCUGAAUGAUCGAUCAGGAGACCACAGACCACCAACUAGAUUGCCUUUCAAUGUUCUAAACUUUAAUGUUCAUAUUGAUGAUCCCUCAUAUGUUGCUUCUAGCAUAACCAACGCUGUUGCCUCCAUGACAGAAUUGACAGCUCGUUAA
This is a messenger RNA of Lactuca saligna, 1923 nucleotides long. NCBI's taxonomy places the organism in Eukaryota, Viridiplantae, Streptophyta, Magnoliopsida, Asterales, Asteraceae. The record is from the annotation of a GenBank genome assembly.